This is a messenger RNA of Dictyostelium purpureum, 1632 nucleotides long. RefSeq lists its product as uncharacterized. NCBI's taxonomy places the organism in Eukaryota, Evosea, Eumycetozoa, Dictyosteliales, Dictyosteliaceae. The transcript has a single exon. The coding region runs from base 1 to 1632 and encodes 543 amino acids. The record is from RefSeq and is a predicted model, not a curated record.
AUGGAUACAAACUAUCAUAUUUUUUCAGAUAGAAACAAAAAUAAUAAAGAAAAGAUUAUAGAAAGUACACCAACUUCAGUAAAAUACGAAUUACCACCAGUUGUAUUUUUAAAAGAUGAAGAUAGAAUUAACGAACACCCACUAGUAAAUAAAGAAUACACAGAUGACGACAAAAGAUACAUGGAAUUAAUGUUUAGUUAUUUCAAAGAGUUUAUGAGACUACACAAAACCAAUUCAUUAUUUAAAAAAUCAAACUCAAUUAAUAAAGAUAGACCACAUUUCAGCGUAACUUUAGAUGGUAAUGAAAAACUACGUUGUAUUUUAAAUAACUACCCAAGAGCAUUGGAAAUGCAAAAGUUUUGUUGUGUAGGUUUCUUUGGUACUAGAAGUUUAGAUAAUUCAAAACUCCCCGAGAUCAUUCAAAGCGAUGACGCAUUGGUUAGCGCCCUCCCAGAGUUCCCAAAGAUAUUAGCAUAUGUCACCAUUCAAAGGGAUAUACCAGAAUCUGAAGAGCACCUUUCACAUCUUCCAAGUAGAAGUAUGUUUAACUAUGGCAAUAUUGUUAUCAUUGAAGAUUUUAACGUGGUUAACGAAUGGAGAAAUUUUACAGUUCACAAAGAUGCAAAUCAAUAUUUAUCACCACUUUAUUAUCAUUUAGUUCGUAUCCAUAAUGCUCAGAUUGCCAUUCCAUCUUCAUCAUUUUCCCAAUAUUUAGAAGAUGACAGUUCAAAAAAUCAACUUAUUCCUGAAAUCUCAUUUGUUAGAACCAAAUACUAUUCAUUUACUCCAGAUGGCAAGGUUAACUUUAGAGGCUUAAGGGAGUACAAAGAAAUUAGAUUCGCAUCAUUCCUUAGUUCAAAUGCCCAGGAUUUCUACAGUGCCGUUGUUGAAUCGAUUGCAAAGAAAUUCAAUAUCAAUGCUAAAUUCAUUGAUGUUUAUUCAGAGAUGGAAAAAGAUAAACAUCCAAACAUGUCAGAAAAACCACAUAAACUCAUGGCUCAAUAUGGUAUCGAUUUCGCAUUUAUGUGUGGUUUAUCGUAUGCUUUAGGGGAUCAUAUUUUAGAACCAUUGGUAUCACCAGUUAGAACCGAGUCGAUAUACCAACAACAGCCACAGUACUAUAGCUUUUUAGUUGUUAGAUCAGAUAGCGGUAUCGACUCUUUACACAGCGCAAAAGGGAAGGUGUUUGGUUACAACGAAAAAGAGUCUUAUUCAGGCUACCAAAUUUUAGAAAGGCAUCUUUUAGACAAUCUUUUAUCAAAAUCAAUCGAUAACUACUUUAGCAAAACAAUUAAAACCACAAGCCACUUAAAAUCAAUCGAGGGUGUUUUAAAUGGUCAAUUCGAUAUUGCUUCAAUAGAUUCUACAGUAUAUGAUGCCGAGCUAUUAAAUGGGGAAUCAAGAAAGCAAGAGCUAUUAAACAAUACCAAAAUCAUCGGUAUAUUGGGUCCAUCAACCAUGCCACCACUCGUUGCUAAAAAGUAUUCACUUUUCUUUAAUGAUUACCAUAAGGAAAUUCAAUCAUAUCUCACAUCAGACGAAUUUAAAGAAUCGUUAAAACCAUUAUUAUCAAAUAGAAACUAUUUAGAAUUUAAAAAAGUUUUAUCUGAAAAUUUUAAUAGUUUUAAAUAA